GACUAUGCUGUGCUAUCACACGUAUGGAACGGCAUCGAGCAAUCCUACCCCGGAAUCGCCCGUCUGGAGCGCGCAGGCGCCGCAGUAAACGACCCCCGUCUCUGCUUCAAAGUACGCGAGUGCCUCCGUCUCGCGCAGGUCUACCACUGCCCGUGGAUCUGGAUGGACGCUCCUUGCAUCGACAAGCGGAGCAGCGCGGAGAUUUCCGAAUCCAUCCGGUCCAUGUUCAAGUGGUAUUCGCAGUCGUCGGUCUGCUUCGCCUAUUUGGCGGACGUACCCUCCAAUUCGGGUCCGAUAGACGCCCCCGACUCCGCUUUCAGGCGCAGCAAAUACUUCUUGCGAGGUUGGACGCUCCAGGAACUCAUCGCCCCUCGCCGUGUCGUAUUUCUCGCCAAAGACUGGACAGUUCUGGGAGAGAAACGGGAGCUUGCGGGCCUUCUGGAGGAGAUCACGGGGAUCGACGCCGACGUCCUCACUUUCCGUCACUCCCUCUCUGACAUCAGUGUCGCACGCCGUCUGUCUUGGGCGUCGCGCCGCGAGACUGGCCGUCCGGAAGACAUGGCGUACUGCUUGAUGGGAUUAUUCGAUAUACACAUGCCCGUUCUGUACGGCGAAGGAGGUGCGGCGUUUGAAAGGCUGCAAGAGGCCAUUCUACAGAAGAUCUGCGACCACACACUCCUGGCUUGGGAG
This is a messenger RNA of Trametes versicolor FP-101664 SS1, 690 nucleotides long. RefSeq names its product HET-domain-containing protein. NCBI's taxonomy places the organism in Eukaryota, Fungi, Basidiomycota, Agaricomycetes, Polyporales, Polyporaceae. The record is from RefSeq and is a predicted model, not a curated record. The annotation marks the transcript as partial. The transcript has a single exon.